Messenger RNA from Hemisphaericaspora subhashii, 2583 nucleotides. RefSeq lists its product as uncharacterized. Gene Ontology annotation, molecular function: calcium-activated cation channel activity. The record is from RefSeq and is a predicted model, not a curated record. The transcript has a single exon. Lineage: Eukaryota; Fungi; Ascomycota; Pichiomycetes; Serinales; Debaryomycetaceae. Bases 1 to 2583 code for a protein of 860 amino acids. Gene Ontology annotation, cellular component: plasma membrane.
AUGGUUGCUCCUAGCAAUGUCUCAACAUCUACUGUAUUAUCAGCAUUGAUUGCCAAUCUGAUAGUUUGUGGUAUUUUCAUUGCAUGUUUCCUAUUGUUAAGAUUUCCAUUCAAACGUAUCUAUAGUCCUAAAUCAUCAUAUGAUCUUGUCCCCGAGGAAAAGAAACCAGAACCGUUGCCCAAGGAUCCUUUCAGUUGGAUAUUUAUCCUUUUGCGUAAACCAGAAACUUUUAUCUUACAACAAGCUGGUUUAGAUGGAUUUUUCUUUUUAAGAUAUCUUAAAAUAUUCGCCUUUUUAUUUUUAUUUGGUUUAUUAACAUUCAUUAUUCUUCUACCUGUGAAUGCUACAAAUGGUAAUGGUAAUCAAGGAUUUGAUCAAUUGUCAAUUGCAAAUGUGAAAGAUCCUAAAAGAUAUUAUGCUCAUGUUUUAGUUGGUUGGUUUUGGUAUGGUUCAGUCAUCUUUGUUAUUUAUAGAGAAUUGUUCUUCUUCAAUUCCAUGAAGAAUGUUGUAGCAUCAUCUCCCAGAUAUGCCAAAAAACUUUCUUCAAGAACCGUCUUGUUUCAAUCUGUUCCUAAUGCAUUGCUAGAUGAGAAACAAUUUUUUAAACUCUUCAAUGGAGUUAAACGGGUUUAUGUUCCAAGAUCAACUAAAGAAUUAGAGAAAAAGAUUGAAAAGAGAGCGGAGCUUGCAAAUCAACUCGAACUUGCUGAGAAUAAACUUUUGAAAAUGGCAGUUAAGAGACAAUUGAAAGCGGAAAGGAAGAAUGAAAUAUUGGAACCAAGGGAUGAAAUCAGUGCUUAUGUUCCUGAAAAGAAAAGACCAAAGGGUAAGAUGAAUGGAUUCUUCUCUAGAAAAGUUGAUAUUAUUCGUCAUUGUCAAGAAGAAAUUCCAAAGUUAGAUAAAGAAGUUAGGAAAUUGCAAAAGAAAUUCAGACGCUCUACUCCAUAUAAUUCUAUUUUUGUUGAAUUCGAUAAUCAAUAUUAUGCCCAAUUAGCUUAUCAAUCUACUGUUCAUCAUAAUCCUAUGAGAAUGAAACCUUGCUUUAUUGGAAUUGAACCAAGUGACAUUCAAUGGUCAAAUUUACGUUUGUUUUGGUGGGAAAGAAUAGUGAGAAGGUUCCUAGCAUUUGCAGCUAUUGCUGCUGUUGUCAUAUUCUGGGCUAUACCUGUCGCAUUUGUUGGGGUUAUUUCUAAUAUCACUUAUUUGACUGAAAAAGUUUCUUGGUUAAGAUGGAUUCUAAACUUACCACCUUCAUUAUUGGGUAUUGUCACAGGUAUCUUACCAACUGCGAUGUUAGCCAUUUUGAUGAUGAUCUUGCCUAUGUUUAUAAGAGGAGUGGCUGUGGUUUCAGGUUGUCCAUCGGUUCAAUCAAUUGAAAUAUUUACUCAAAAGUCUUAUUUUGCAUUCUUGAUGGUUAAUGGUUUCUUAGUUACUGCUUUGGCUUCAUCUGCAACCGCAACUGUAACUAGAGUUAUUGAAGAACCUACUUCAGCAAUGAGUAUCUUGGCAAGUAAGUUACCUUUGUCUUCCAAUUUUUACAUUUCCUACUUAACUUUACAAGGUCUUUCAGUUGCUGGUGCAUCGUUGCUUCAAGUUGUUGGAUUAUUUUUGUAUUAUAUUCUUGGUGCUUUGUUUGACAAUACAGUGAGAAAGAAGUGGUCAAGAUUUAGUGUCUUGGGAUCUAUUAAAUGGGGUACAGUUUUCCCAAUCUUUACUCAAUUAGCAUGUAUCACACUUACGUAUUCAGUUAUUUCACCACUUAUUAUUUUGUUUGCUUGCGCCAUGUUCUUUUUAAUUUACAUUGCAUAUUGUUAUAAUUUGACAUAUGUUUUUGUUGAAAGUCCUGAUGUUAGAGGAAUGCAUUAUCCAAAGGCUUUAUUCCAAACUUUUACCGGUAUUUAUAUUGGUCAAAUCUGUAUGUUGGGUAUAUUUAUUGUUGGACAAGGGUGGGGUCCAAUUGUUUUGCAAGCUAUUGGAUUAUUAGCAACUGUUUUCUGUCAUUUACAUUUAAAAGAAGGAUUUGAUCACUUGCUUGAAGAAAUCCCAGUAGAUUGUAUGAGAGCCCUUGAUGGUGUUUCUGAUACUCCAUCAUACAGCGGAUAUUCCGAAUAUGAAGAAAAGGUUCUUAGACCAAGAAGAAAAGUCCAAGAACCCAGACUACAAGAAAGUGUUGAUGAAAAGAAAGGUGGUAGUGUCCAUUCAGAAGAUCUUGAACUGAAUGAAGAAAGUUACCAUGUUGGUACUACUCAUGUUCCACUCUUGGCUGAUCGAGAUUUCAAGAAAUUGGAGUCAAAGAAUCCAAUUAUACGUUUCUUAAGACCGGAUAUCUUUUUAAAUUUCCGUCACACUAAAAGGGUUUUACCAGUUAGUUAUAAUAUGGAACCUGAAGAAGAAGAUAAUAAACAUGCUUAUGAUCCACCAGCAAUUUCAGCAAAAUGUCCAAGUGUUUGGAUUCCGAAAGAUAAGAUGGGUCUUUCUGAUAUUGAAAUUGAAAGAUUGAAAGGGAUAGUUGAUAUUAGUAAUGAAAACACAGCCUUUGAUGAAACGGGUAAUUUUACAUUCCUUGAUAAACCACCAAAUUAG